AUGAAGAUCAUCUUCACCUUGGCAUCACAGAAUAAUUUGAGUGUAGAAUUUCCAGACUUGGUAAAUUCCAAUUUCAAGGAAGAUGAAGACAUUGCUCCAUUACCUACAAAUCUGAAAGUAGCUAUUAAUCCUGGACUCAUCAAUGUGACCUGGGACUGUAACAUUACAAAGUCUAUGGAGAACUACACAUAUAAGAUUGUCAUUCAGAAAAAUCAUGUUGAAUACCUGGAUUUGUACAAAUGUUUCCUAAAAUAUGACGUUUCCAUGCUUGAUGAAUUCAUACUACAUAAAGGAGUGCUGGUAAAUAUUUUAACAAGUAGAAAGAAGGAAAAAGUGAAAAAUAAUUGGAGAGAAGUCAUAUUUACUCCUGAAGAAAAUGAAUCAUAUUCACAUCGCUAUGCAACUAAGACAUACAAGCAGACUCUGCUGAGAAAAAAUAACACUGCCGCUGGAAACUUAUCCUGUGAAAUUUAUAAUGUAUCUCUCAUUAAUUGUUCGUGGAUUGUGGGCAAGGAAGCCCCAGAAGAUAUUCAAUAUUCUAUGGCUCUCAGGCAGGAUAAUAAGAAUGUUGUUUGCCAAGACUACAGAAAGGAUUUCUUUGGGAGGCAAGUGGGAUGUGUAUUGAAAUCUCCGGACAUUUAUUUCAAACAGAAAGUAUACAUACAAGUGGUGGGAUCAAGCAAUCAAACUUCAGUUCAGUUCUUUGAUAAAAUCCUUAAACCUAAUGAUCAUGUAAUUUUAGAUCCUCCAAAAAACAUACAACUGAGUUAUAUUUCAAAUGAACUGGAAAUAAAAUGGGAGAAGCCAAGAACAUACAGCAAUGUAUCUGAUAAAUGCUUUAUAUACAAUAUUUCCAUAAAAGAAAAAGGGGGAAUUAAUGUUUCUACAAAUCAAAUGUCUUAUAAAACUACUCAAUUUCAUUCAAAUGAAAAAGUUACUGUAAUCAUGAGUGCAACAUGGAAUAAAUUGUGUUCAAGUAAUUAUAUGAAGUGGAGUAAAUGGAGUCACCCCCAUACAACUGGGUCCAUUUCAACAGGGUUUGCACAAAACCACCUUUUUAUUGUACUAGGAAUAAGCACAGCCAUUGUUCUAAUUCUUCUCAUAAUUCUGUGUCGCAGGUUCAGAAUAUGGACAAAGCUGUUUCCACGCAUUCCAAAACCAGCAAUCAAUAUGUUUGAUAAAGUUGAACAAAUUGAAAUGAAGGUAUAG
This is a messenger RNA of Pseudophryne corroboree (corroboree frog), 1209 nucleotides long. RefSeq names its product granulocyte-macrophage colony-stimulating factor receptor subunit alpha-like. Gene Ontology annotation, biological process: cytokine-mediated signaling pathway. Gene Ontology annotation, molecular function: cytokine receptor activity; protein binding. The transcript is spliced from 10 exons. Lineage: Eukaryota; Metazoa; Chordata; Amphibia; Anura; Myobatrachidae. The coding region runs from base 1 to 1209 and encodes 402 amino acids. The record is from RefSeq and is a predicted model, not a curated record. Gene Ontology annotation, cellular component: external side of plasma membrane; membrane.